This is a messenger RNA of Caenorhabditis angaria, 1241 nucleotides long. The record is from the annotation of a GenBank genome assembly. NCBI's taxonomy places the organism in Eukaryota, Metazoa, Nematoda, Chromadorea, Rhabditida, Rhabditidae.
AUGGAAACAUCGGAGCAUAAAGAGCUCCGUCGUGUCGCCUUUUUCGCGAUUGUUGUCUCAACUGUUGCUGUUAUCGCAGCCGUUGUCACACUUCCAAUGUUAUAUUCAUAUGUUGCCAGUUUCCAAUCGCAUUUGAUUAUCGAGACCGAUUUCUGUAAAGUGAGUCGAUUCUUCUAGGCCCUAUAGGCCCUAUAAUAUAUUCAAAAACCUUUCUUUCAGACUCGCGCACGUGAUAUGUGGGCCGAGAUUCAUCACCUCGAUUCUCCACAAUUCCAACGUGCCAAACGUCAAUAUGGAGCUUCGCCAACCGGUGUCACAGCCGCUCCAUAUUCUAAUCCAACUCCAGUCUCUUCGGGAUACGGAGCUCCGGUCACCAAUUCUGAGCCAGCUCCAACAUGUUGCUCUUGUCAACAAGGUUUGUGAAGUUGCAAAAGUUAUUACUUCGUCAGUCGCGUGCGGCUGUGCGUCGCGGUCGAGAAAAGCGACGCACAGCCGCACGCGACUAACGAAGGUUUUUAUUUUUUACGACUGUCAUAUUUUUAAAAUUCGACAAAGGAAAAAAUCGAUAUGUGCAAUAGAGCGCACUUUCUCUCUUUCCCCUUUGAACUCUAAAUUUUGUAGGACCAGCCGGGCCACCAGGACCACCUGGAGAUGACGGAAAUUCGGGACAAGAUGGAAUUCGUGGAAACGACGGAACUGAUGGAAAAGACGGAUCACUUCUCGAAUCCGCCAUCGUAAACGAGCCAUGCAUCAUCUGCCCACCAGGACCACCAGGACAACAAGGAAUGGCCGGAUCGAAGGGACCACAAGGACCAAAGGGAGCCGCUGGAGAGAACGGACCAGAUGGUAAACCAGGAGCGAAUGGAAUGCAAGGACCACCAGGAAUGAUGGGAACUUUGGGAAGACAAGGAGUUAGUGGACCACGUGGAGCACCGGGACGUGUCAAUCAAGUCAACGGGCCACCAGGUCAACCAGGACAUAAGGGAAUUCGCGGACCACCGGGACCAAGAGGAGAGGCUGGAUUGGAUGGUGGAAAUGCUGAAGGACCACAAGGACCACCAGGAGAUGCUGGAAAGCCGGGACCACAAGGAGAACAAGGACCACAAGGACCAGAGGUAAGAGAAACAUAGGAUAUUGGGGUAUAAUCAUUUUGAAAUUUGUUCCAGGGACCACAAGGAGUUCAAGGAGAUGAAGGAGGUUGUGAACAUUGCCCAAUUCCACGUACUCCACCAGGAUAUUAA